GCGGAGGGUCGGCUCAACCAGAGGUGGGCUCGAGUCCCGCACCUCCUGCCCAGCCACCCCAUGCCCGACGGGCGUGAGAGCGGGACCUGGCCGAAGGUGUGCGGGGGUGGAAGGAAGUGGCCUGCAUGCUCUGCGGGGCCCCCAGCCCAUCGCCUGGAGGAGCCCACUCUCCCUGGAAGAUAGACCAUCCUUGAAGAGGAUGACUGAGACAUUAUGGGCCACGCACUGUGUGUCUGUUCCCGGGGAACUGUCAUCAUUGACAAUAAGCGUUACCUCUUCAUCCAUAAACUGGGAGAGGGUGGGUUCAGCUAUGUGGACCUAGUGGAGGGGUUGCAUGAUGGACACUUCUACGCCCUGAAGCGAAUCGUGUGUCAUGAGCAGCGGGACCAGGAAGAGGCCCAGCGAGAGGCGGACAUGCACCGCCUCUUCCAGCAUCCCAACACCCUUCGCCUCAUGGCUUACUGUCUGAAAGAACGAGGUGCUAAACAUGAAGCCUGGCUGCUACUACCCUUUUUCAAGAGAAGUACACUGUGGAAUGAAGAAAGGCUGAAGGACCAAGGCAACUUCCUGACUGAAGACCAAAUCCUUCCAUUGUUGCUGGGUAUCUGCAGAGGCCUUGAGGCUAUUCAUGCCAAAGGUUAUGCGCACAGGGACCUGAAGUCCACCAAUAUUUUGCUUGGUGAUGAGGGGCAGCCAGUUUUAAUGGACUUGGGUUCUAUGAAUCAAGCAUGUAUCCAGGUGGAGGGCUCCCGCCAGGCCCUAGCUCUACAGGACUGGGCGGCCCAGCGGUGCAGCAUCUCCUACCAGGCACCUGAGCUUUUCUCUGUACAGAGCCACUGUGUCAUCAAUGAGCGGACUGAUGUCUGGUCCCUAGGCUGUGUGCUUUAUGCCAUGAUGUUUGGGGAAGGCCCUUAUGAUAUGGUGUUCCAGAAGGGUGACAGUGUGGCCCUUGCUAUGCAGAAUGAACUCAGCACCCCACAGAGCCCCAAGCAUUCUUCAGCCUUGCGACAGCUUCUGGCCUCUAUGAUGACUGUGGACCCCCAGCAGCGCCCUCACAUUCCUGUCCUCCUGAGUCAGUUGGAGGCAUUGCAGCCACCGACUUCAGGCCAGCCAGCACACCACACCACCCAGAUCUGA
Molecule: messenger RNA, 1137 nt
Organism: Peromyscus californicus insignis
Lineage: Eukaryota; Metazoa; Chordata; Mammalia; Rodentia; Cricetidae
Product: serine/threonine-protein kinase 16-like
Biological process (GO): protein phosphorylation
Cellular component (GO): Golgi apparatus; cytoplasm
Molecular function (GO): ATP binding; protein serine/threonine kinase activity
Source: RefSeq, a predicted model, not a curated record